AUGGUCUCCGUGGUGCCCGACCUGGCCUCUGAGGUUAACGACGCGUCCGUGUCGCCGCUGUACUUGGCGGUGAUGAGCAGGUCGGUGCGAGCCGUCAAAGCUAUAACGACCAGGUGCGGCGAUGCGUCGGCUGCUGGCCCGAGCUCGCAAAACGCUCUGCACGCCGCCGUCUUCCAGGGCUCAGAAAUGGUGAGGCUGCUACUGGAGUGGAAGCCAUGUGGCCCAUCCCUGGCUAGCCAAGCCGACGGCGCCGGCAGUACUCCGCUGCAUUUCGCUUCGUCGGACGGUGACCUCUCCAUCGUACGUGCCAUCCUGAGCGCCGUGCCGCCAUCCGCGGUGCACGCGCGGGACUCAGGCGGCCUCUCUGCUCUCCACGUCGCGGCAGGGAUGGGCCACGUCCGCGUCGCCGAGGCGCUGAUGAAAGCCUGCCCCGACGCCGCCGAGCUGAGGGACGACCGCGGCGGAACCUUCGUGCACGCCGCGGCCAGUGGAGGCCACUCCAAGGUCGUGCGGCUCGCCAUCAAGAGACCCACGCUGCACGGCAUCCUGAACACGCAGGACAGAGACGGCAACACGGCUCUCCACCUGGCGGUGGCCGCACGCGCGCCGGCCGUGGCGGAGGCCCUGAUGUGGAAGGGGAAAGUGCGAGCGGACGUCAUGAACAACGAGGGGCAGACGCCGUUGGAUCUCGCCGCGAAAUCGACCAGUUUCUUCUCCAUGGUAAGUCUGGUGGCGACACUGGCCGCAUUCGGCGCGCAGUCCCGUCCUCAAAGGCGGGACCAUGUCCAGCAAUGGAACAACCACGACAUAACAAAGGCGAUAGAGAAGACGUCGGACAGCCUCGCGGUGAUCGCCGUUCUCGUCGCUGGCGUCGCCUUCACCGCCGCCAACAACAUACCCGGCUCGUACGAGCAGGAGGGGAAUAAAAUAGGGAUGGCGGUCCUCCAGAAGAAGCCCAUCUUCAAAUGCUUCAUUAUCCUGGACAGCUUGGCCCUGGUGACCUCCGUGCUCGCCGUCGUCCUGCUCGUCUACGGCAAGGCCUCACGCUCCGCCGGGUCGUGGAAAACCUUCACGGCGGCGCUGCACUGCCUGUGGUUGUCCCUGAUCAGCAUGGUCCUGGCAUUCUAUGCGGCUCUGGCAGCCGUCACGAGCACCAGGGCGGUCCACGACAUCAGCUACUUCAUCAUAAACGGUGCCCUUUGCCUGAUGUUAGCCGUGGUCACGCAUUUGGUCAGCCCUCGCGUGUCCCACCACACGCUGUGGAAGUACCUUUGGCACCAAUGUGGCUUGAAAGGACGUCAAGGUGUCAUCCGUAGGCGUAUCAGACAGCAGUAUCCAGUCGUCGGUGCUUUCGUGCGCAACCUACUUCUGUUCAGGGCUGCAUAUUAUGUUGUAGUGCCUGCUGGUUUUGUCAUAGUCUGGAAACACGGUGACCGUGCGGCAAGAGAGAUGAAGCAAUUGAUGUAA
Messenger RNA from Triticum turgidum subsp. durum (durum wheat), 1467 nucleotides. NCBI's taxonomy places the organism in Eukaryota, Viridiplantae, Streptophyta, Magnoliopsida, Poales, Poaceae. The record is from the annotation of a GenBank genome assembly.